Monoraphidium neglectum is the source of this 666-nucleotide messenger RNA. Its product is annotated as pantoate--beta-alanine ligase. NCBI's taxonomy places the organism in Eukaryota, Viridiplantae, Chlorophyta, Chlorophyceae, Sphaeropleales, Selenastraceae. The record is from RefSeq and is a predicted model, not a curated record. Bases 1 to 666 code for a protein of 221 amino acids. The transcript is spliced from 6 exons. Gene Ontology annotation, molecular function: pantoate-beta-alanine ligase activity. Gene Ontology annotation, biological process: pantothenate biosynthetic process.
AUGCUGGCAUUGGAGGGCGCGGAGGGUGACGGCGGCAACGUGGUCGGCCGGGAGAGCGGGCACCCGGACUCUCACGAGACGUUCGUGACGGUGGAGCGCCUGCAGCUGCCGCUGUGCGGCGGGUCCCGGCCGCACUUCUUCAGGGGCGUCGCCACGAUCGUAACCAAGCUGUUCCACAUAGUAGAGCCAGACGUGGCCGUCUUUGGCCGCAAGGACUACCAGCAGUGGCGAGUCAUCACGCGAAUGGUGCGUGACCUGGACUUCCCCAUUGAGAUCGUGGGCAUGCCGAUCGCCCGUGAGGCGGACGGCCUGGCCAUGAGCAGCCGAAACGCGCGGCUGUCGCCAGAGGCACGCCAGGCGUGCCUGGCCAUACCCCGCGCCAUUCAGUGGGCCGAGGCCGCGGUCGCGGGGGCGGCGUUACCAGGGCAAGGGCAGGAGCUGGGCGGCCUGUCGGAUCCUCAGGCCGUGGCGGAUGAGGUGGCGCGGCAGAUAGCAGAGGCGGGCGGCAAGGUGGACUAUGUUGAGUUGCGCCACGCGGAGAACCUGCAGCCCGUGAGCGACCUGCGCGCGCAGCCGACGCUGCUGGCGGUGGCGGCGCACUUCCCCGCGAAAGACCGCGGCACUGUGCGGCUGAUCGACAACACAGUGCUCCAGGGCGGCGCAUGA